Molecule: messenger RNA, 2256 nt
Organism: Caenorhabditis elegans
Lineage: Eukaryota; Metazoa; Nematoda; Chromadorea; Rhabditida; Rhabditidae
Gene: oac-7
Product: Nose resistant-to-fluoxetine protein N-terminal domain-containing protein
Exons: 11
Coding region: 125-2233 (702 amino acids)
Molecular function (GO): acyltransferase activity, transferring groups other than amino-acyl groups
Source: RefSeq, marked reviewed
GAAAAAUUUAUUGAGAAUUUGUCAUUGGAAAAUGAAUUGACGGAUUAUGCUUAUGAAUUGUUGAAUUUUCACAAAAAAAAAUUCGAUUCUCAUUAGCCUACACAUUUUUUAUUCAGUUCAAAAAAUGCUUUACAAAUAUUUUUACAUUUUUCUUUUCACUUUUGCAAUUUUUAUCGGAACUUUGGAAGCUGAUAGCUGGGAGAAAAUUUUAAAAUCCGAGAAUGCUUCAAAUUCUUUGAAUGAAGUGAAUGCUCAAUGCGCAAAUGAUACUCGAACUUGGUUACAAUCUCUGAAACUAGUUGCAGAAGUUUCUGUGGAUUGCUUGAUUUCGAGGAAGUGCAACAAAAAAGAGAUUCAAAUUAUUAAGGAUAACUUUUAUGCGAUCGAACAGCUCGACGCAUUUGGUAAACUCCCCUCAUCAGGUAUCUUCGAAGUUCCUCUGAUCUUCGAUGGAUCUUACCAAGAAUGCCAAAGAAUUAGUGGUAAAAAAUAUGAAACGAAUUAUUGCUACUUGGUCUUGGUUCCUGGCAGAAACUCAUCCUGCUCUAUAGGCGGAGGUGGUGGCUUCUUGCCUAGCGCCGCGUUUUUCAGAAGUGCCACGUGUAUGUCUGUAUCGUGUACUUCUGAGGAUCUCCCGCAACUUUUUAAUCAACUUCCGCUGAUGCCAUUUACGGCUUGUGCAGCAUUUUGUUCAAGUUUUCCAGUUGAGAAGGACUCGGCGUUCUGGGGGUUCUCUGCAUUUAUGUGCGUUAUGAUAUCAAUUUUGGUUCUGGCAACUUUUAUUGAUUAUCUCAAAGAUGCUAUGAAAAAUGAGCAUUCCCCGCCGCCACAACCAAAUUUGAUCAUGAAAAUGUUGCUGACAUUUUCAUUAUGGACGAAUGCGGGGGUGUUAUUGAGCGUGAAGGAGCAGAAGCCUGGAUUUAUAAAAUGCUUGGACUGCAUUCGGUUUUUGUCAAUGCUAUGGGUUGUUACAGGACACACGUUUACGUUUGUGAUACCUCCAGAUACAUUACUCUCUAUGUCACACUUCACCGAUCACUUCUGGAAUCACCUCCUACUCAACGCAUUUGUCUCCGUUGACACUUUCUUCCUGCUGUCUGGAAUCGUCGUUGCUUACCUAUUCUUCAAGCAAAAGCAUAAAUCAUCUCAAAUCAAAAGCCCACUUACUUGGAUCAUAUUCUACAUGCAUAGAUAUCUCCGGUUAACUCCUCCAUACAUGAUUUUCAUUGGUUUUUAUAUUGUCUACGGGAAAUACGUGCAAGGUCCAUUUUCGGCUAGUCAGUUUAACACCCUGCUCUCUAGCAUCGCAACUUGUGAAUCGUACUGGUGGAAGAAUUUGUUUUACAUCAACAACAUGGGAGAUUCCAGUACAGCCUGCUAUGCACCGUCAUGGUAUUUGGCAGUUGAUACUCAACUAUACAUUUUUGCACCAAUAAUCCUAGUUGGUCUCUACUACUCGGCGAUAAUUGGGAGUAGCUUGAUAGCAGUUGGAAUGAUCGGAAGUUUGGUUACUGUCUAUAUUUUGUAUAGUAUUUAUGACUUGCCAGCUGAUUUUUUUGGAAAUGGAAACACCAAUCUUCUAUACGAUAUGAUUUAUCACAAGCCAUGGAUCCGAUGUCCUCCGUAUCUUAUAGGUCUUCUUAUUGGCUACGGUCUAGCUGUAUUUGGUCAAAGAAAAAUCCGGAUUCAUUGGUUCCUUGCGGUGAUUGGAUGGCUUGUGGCUUUUGGUCUUGGAAUGGCAUGCAUGUUUUCCACAUAUGAUUACGACAAAGGUGCUUACUGGAGCAUCUUUGCCCGAGCCACCUACUACAACUUUUCGCGGAUAGCCUGGUCUAUUGCAGUUUCCUGGGUUAUUGUUGCAAACCAUAUGGGAUGGGGAGGCCCCAUCGAUGCAUUUAUGUCCCAUCCGAUGUGGCAGCCACUUGGGAGACUGUCAUAUUGCGCGUAUAUUGUACACUUUUUCACACUUUUUUGGUACCUAAAUAUUAAUGAUUCCAGUAUGCAUUUUUACUCAACGUUUCAAGUGUUUAUUUACUACGCGGUGCCGGCAUGCCUCCUGUCCUACAUUUUCGCUUUCUUCUGGAGCUCAUUAUUUGAAAUUCCGAUACUGAAACUGAAGAAAAUGAUGAUUGAAGCAAUUCUCCAAAGAAACCAACGGUCAGAACUCACACAGGUGGAAACUUUAGUACAAGAGAGCAACGCGGGAAGUGAAGAGCAAUUGAUAAGAUUAUGAAAAUAAAGUAUUUUAAUAUACCA